Molecule: messenger RNA, 557 nt
Organism: Ziziphus jujuba (common jujube)
Lineage: Eukaryota; Viridiplantae; Streptophyta; Magnoliopsida; Rosales; Rhamnaceae
Exons: 1
Source: RefSeq, a predicted model, not a curated record
CAAGUCCGUGACAAUAGGCACCCCGCUUGCAAGGCCAAGGACAAGACCAAAGGGACCCAAAAGAUCAGAUCGUGCGAUGUCGUUUCAAAUCAUAGGUUGGUCACUUGGCCUGGCCGGCAGGGUUUGAAUUUCUCUGGCUACUCUGCUUCGGCUAUUUUGGAUCGGCUAGAGGAUAAUGAUAAUGAUGGUCAUGACAGAGAUGUGGAUGGGUAUGAUGGUUCAUGUGGUAAUGAUGAUUUGGAUCAUGUGGUGGUGGGAUUUCACAUUGCGAUAAAUAAUGGUGAUGACAAUGAAAAUGGUAAUAAUGUUGAUGACGAUGAAAAUGGUAAUAAUGUUGGUGAUGUGAUGGACCAAGCAGAAGGAGAUGAGGAUUGGUGUCUAGUGGGGGAAAUGUGAUGUAAAGUCUGAAGAUUGUUCACCAUAUCUUCCUCCUUUUCCAUAACAUUGUUAUGCUUUCUAAAUUGUAUUUUCUAUGAAGUUAUAAUUCACUAAUUCUCUUUGUUUAUAUUAAAGCCAACCAAAAAGAAAAAAAAAAAAAUUGCUCUUUGUUUUAUGAA